This is a messenger RNA of Botrytis byssoidea, 1161 nucleotides long. RefSeq lists its product as uncharacterized. The record is from RefSeq and is a predicted model, not a curated record. The transcript is spliced from 3 exons. Bases 1 to 1161 code for a protein of 386 amino acids. Gene Ontology annotation, molecular function: glutaminyl-peptide cyclotransferase activity; zinc ion binding. NCBI's taxonomy places the organism in Eukaryota, Fungi, Ascomycota, Leotiomycetes, Helotiales, Sclerotiniaceae.
AUGAUUUCGCAAUACAUCGCAACAGUCGCUAUCUUGAUUUGCAGCAUCUUGAGUAUUAACGUCACGGCAUACACUCCCUUAUCCGAUGAGACAUUUCGUAGUCUCCCAUCUGCAGGCGCAGAUUUUGAUAUACAUAAUGGAGCCAUUCUUUCACCGAUUUUGAUCCCUAGAGUCCCAGGAACCCCAGGAAUUCAAACUGUUCAAAGACACUUCGUUGAUUUCUUUACAACGCAUCUUCCAGAAUGGACAAUUGAAUUCCAAAACUCGACUUCGAAGACUCCCGUCACCGGCGACAAACAAGUGCCAUUUGUUAAUAUCAUUAUAACUCGCGAUCCUCCUUGGGCGAAAUCUGGAGAUGUAGGAAGAUUGGCCUUGGUGGCACACUACGAUAGCAAACUCACCCCUACGGGAUUUAUUGGCGCAACUGACAGCGCAGCUCCUUGUGCGAUGAUUAUGCAUGCAGCUAGAAGUGUGGAUCAGGCAUUAAAGAAUAAAUGGGAAGCGAUGAAAACGGCAGGUGAUAUUGGUUUGGAAGAAGAAAAGGGUGUUCAAAUACUGUUCCUCGACGGCGAAGAAGCAUUCCUGAGCUGGACUAAUGAUGAUUCUCUUUAUGGCGCAAGAGCAUUGGCGGAAACAUGGGAAGCGACGGCGCAUGCAGCUAUGUCGAAUUACAAAAAUCCAUUAGACUCGAUUAGCUUGUUUCUUCUUCUUGAUCUUCUUGGGCACGAAAAUCCAAGCAUUCCUUCAUAUUUCGAAACUACACAUUGGGCAUACAAAAGUCUUGCUACCAUUGAAAAUCGUUUACGAUGGCUUGGGAUAGCUCAAACAAAAGUCGAACACCAUUUCCUUCCUGAUGUCGGUCGGACUACCUUUUCUGGUUUCGGUGGUGUACAAGAUGAUCAUAUACCUUUCAUGGCCCGUGGUGUGGAAAUUUUACACAUGAUACCCAACCCAUUUCCGAGCGUUUGGCAUCAUAUUGAGGAUGACGGGGAGCAUUUAGACAUGCGUACAGUAGAGGAUUGGGCUAAAAUAGUAACAGCAUUUGUUGCUGAAUGGAUGGAUCUGGAAGGACAUUUUCCAUCGAAAGCACAAGCGGAAGCAAAGAAGGCAAAGAGAGACACCACUUCUGAUAGAAAGACGGAACUUAGUAAUGAGACUUAG